Messenger RNA from Carassius gibelio (silver crucian carp), 1940 nucleotides. RefSeq names its product aquaporin-1. Gene Ontology annotation, biological process: carbon dioxide transmembrane transport; hyperosmotic response; renal water transport. Gene Ontology annotation, cellular component: membrane. NCBI's taxonomy places the organism in Eukaryota, Metazoa, Chordata, Actinopteri, Cypriniformes, Cyprinidae. The coding region runs from base 41 to 850 and encodes 269 amino acids. The record is from RefSeq and is a predicted model, not a curated record. The transcript is spliced from 4 exons. Gene Ontology annotation, molecular function: ammonium channel activity; carbon dioxide transmembrane transporter activity; glycerol transmembrane transporter activity.
CAUUUUCUAGCUAAAAGGCAGAAAAGGAAGAAUACUCGUAAUGGCACGAGAGCUGAAAAGUUGGUCCUUUUGGCGGGCAGUAUUGGCUGAGUUUGUUGGGAUGACGGUUUUUGUUUUUAUUGGCAUAGCCUCCGCCAUCGGAAACAAGCACAACAGAUUUCCAGACCAAGAGGUUAAAGUAGCUUUAGCUUUUGGCCUGGCCAUUGCCACGUUGGCUCAGAGUUUGGGGCAUAUCAGUGGAGCCCACCUGAACCCAGCUAUUACUUUAGGACUUUUGGUCAGCUGUCAGAUCAGUUUCUUCAGAGCAAUCAUGUAUAUCGUUGCCCAGAUGGUGGGAGCUGUGGUGGCAAGUGGCAUUAUGUUCAAAGUUAGUCCUGACCCUGAAACAACACUGGGACUCAAUGUGCUGAGUAACGGUGUGAAACCGGGUCAGGGAUUCGCCAUUGAGCUUUUUGCAACCUUCCAGCUGGUCCUCUGUGUCCUGGCCUCAACAGACAAAAACCGGACGGAUGUCACAGGCUCUGCACCCCUAGCCAUCGGACUCUCAGUUGGUUUAGGGCACCUGGUAGCAAUCAGUUACACCGGGUGUGGCAUCAACCCCGCUAGAUCGUUUGGACCAGCCGUUGUUCUUGAAGCAUUUAAAAACCACUGGAUAUACUGGAUUGCACCCAUGUGUGGCGGGGCGGCUGCUGCUCUUGUGUACGACUUCUUGCUCUGCCCAAAGAAGGAAGCGAUUCGCAAGCGAAUGAAUGUACUGAAAGGCACAGCUGAUCCGGACUCCUCCACGACAGAACCCCUAAUUGAACCCCGAACCCCCAGAUCUGGUUCUGGUCAGUGGCCCAGGCCCUGAAAAGCGUCUUGUAAAUGUUAUGUUCUUGGUUUUGAUAUGUAGAUACCUGGUAACUCCGAUGUUUACAUGCAAUACCAUCUCUCUCAUCGUUGUCCUAGUGACUGUUUCGUCAGCUUAUUUUCUAGCUAAAUUGACUACUGGCACAGCUAUUUCUUAUGACAUCUCAGGAAUUUCUUGUAAUUCAGUCCACUUACAGAUUUAUUCAUUGGAAGGCAAAUUAUAUUUCCUUUGAGGGCUGGCAGAUGACUGAAUAAAUGUAUCUUGUUUUCAGCAUUAAUGUGACUUAUCUUGACUUUUGAAUUUGCCAUAUCGAUAUUUAUUUUUCUAUUGAUUGAUACAGUAAUAAAUAUUGAAUGUGAACAUGCUGGCAGCCCUAUACUGUAUAUACAGUAGCGGUCUUACAUUCACAUGCACGAUGCAGAAUAAAAGUUGCAUGUGUUUUUUUUUGUUUGUUUUUUGUAGUACCCUCAAUAAGCAAUUUCACAUCAUCUUAUCUUGUGGAUUCUGCAAAGUGUAUGUUAACUUAUAUACAAUUUUAUACUUACUGUAUAACCAGAACUAUAUAUACAACCAGUGAAAAGUUUGAAAUAAUUCAUUUGAAAUCAUUGUUGUUGAAAGAAGGCUGCAUUUAUCUGGAAAAUGCAAAAAAUACAGUAAGAUUGUGAAUUAUUAUUAUUACAGCUUAAAACAACUGUAAAAUGUAAUAUAUUCCUGUGAUCAAAGCUGAAUUUUUCAGUGUCUUCAGUGUCUAUGAUCCUUCAGAAAUCAUACAUGCUGAUUCGCUGCUCAACAAACAUUUCUGAUUAUCAAUGUUGAAAAAAAGUUUUUGCCGUGUUAUUUUUUGGCGAAAACCAUGAUACACAAAACAAAUUGGGGGCAAUUAAAAAUAAUGAUAAUACAUAAAUUCUGCAAUAAACUGAUUGAAAGUAACAGUUAAGGAAUGUAUAAUGUUACAAAAGGCUUACAUUACAAGUAAUUUCUGAUGUUUGUUAGUUUUUAAAGAAAAAAGAAUAUAGCAUGAUUUCAACAAAAAUUUUAAGCAGCAAAAAACGUUUCCAAAAACAAUAAAAAUUAAUGUAAUUACUCCAAA